Molecule: messenger RNA, 2664 nt
Organism: Tricharina praecox
Lineage: Eukaryota; Fungi; Ascomycota; Pezizomycetes; Pezizales; Pyronemataceae
Exons: 4
Coding region: 1-2664 (887 amino acids)
Cellular component (GO): fungal-type vacuole membrane
Source: RefSeq, a predicted model, not a curated record
AUGUUUUCGCGGACGCCGAGUAUCCGAGCCGUCAGCGUCAAGGCGCCCAGUGUGAAGUCGCAGAACGGAAAGGCGCCCAGUGUGAAGUCGCAGAACGGAAAGGCGUCAAGUGUGCGGUCCAAGCACUCAAAGUAUGAUCACGAUGGAGAGGAAGACCAUUCCUCCGAGCGCACGCCUCUACUCUCAUACGACGCACCCACGCCUGCGACGCUCUCGGCUCUCCUCACGAACAUAGAAUCCCGUCAAGAUCCGUCCGAGCACUCGCCACUCCUGACAACACUGGAACCUCGGUCCUAUCGGUCGACGCCCUCGCAUUCACAGCCGCAAACACCGCAGCACAAAGCUCGCCGCCGACGGAACUGGAGUGUAGUGGCGCUCGCCGCUCUGUGCGGCCUGAUACUUGCGAUUCUCUCGCUGGGCUUCUUCGUUCCUGCUGCAGCAGAGCGAUAUGCGCAGGAUGCGGUGGCGCUGGACAUCGACAGCGUCGGUGUCGACUCGUUCACCGACAAGGGUGUCAAGGUGGCUGUGCAGGCCAAAGUCAAUGUCGACGCGCGCCGGGUGAAGGGCUGGGGCGUGCGCACGCUGGGAAGGAUCGGGACUUUUGUUGUGGGACAUGUCAGCGUGAAGGAGUUUGACGUGCGCGUACAUCUGCCCGACUACGAUAAUGCCCUCGUGGGGACGGCGAGGGUCCCGGGAAUGACUAUUGAUAUAAGGAAUGGACACACGACGAAUCUCUACUUCGUAACGGACACGCAACCGGGCUCCGUCGAUACUAUCCGUUUGCUGGCGAACGAUUAUCUGUCCGGGAACUUGAAUUCUGUCAAAGUCUUGGGCGAGGUGGACCUGAGGAUAAGGAAAUGGUUUGUGUCUGUGAAUCCUGGCAGGAUGAUUCGGGAAUUGAUCCUGACAGACCUUCCCGAACUUCCCACGUACGAACUGACCAGACUCCACGUUCAAGAGGUCGAGAUCGAUAACAAGAGGGCGAUCCUUGCCAACGUAUCCGUAGUGAUUGAGAACCCAUACCCUUUCGCCUUCGAUGUGUCUCCAUUGGGAUUCGAGGUCUCUCUUCCCGGCUGCAAGAGUGAUUCUCACAUCAAGACGGCCAGCGCCACAUCUUCUCAAAUCAGCAUCAAACCGAAGACCGAUAUCGUAGUCGACGUAGCAGGCCUCAUUCGCUCGCUUCCAGCCGGCCUAACAGCCGUCUGUCCCAACAACAACCUUUCCCCCAUGGAUCAGUUCCUCGGCAAUUAUCUCCACGGGCAGGAAGCCGUUGUCUACGUGGGCGGAGAUGGAGUCAACUAUGGUGGGCGGGCCCCGGCGUGGUUGGUCGAGCUACUCCGCAGCGUCACAGUGCCGAUUCCUGUUCCCGGAAAUACGUUCGAUAACGUCGUUCAAUCCUUCGGACUCUCGCACGUCAGUAUCAAGCUACCAGGCGAAUCCGGCAACGUUGCGCCGCUUCUCAGCGCAACAGUUGAGGCCGUGAUUGCACUCCCGAAGGAGAUGACCCUGCCCAUCAACAUCACGCAGCUCAGAGCAUUGGCAGACGUUUCCUACGAGCAGCACGCGUUCGGCACACUCAACAUCAAGGAGUGGAUCCCCGCCACCUCGGAGCGUAUCCCUGGGAAGGACAAUCUUCUCCGCGUCAGCGGCGUAGUGACCGACGCCCCGCUGGACGUGACUGACUACGACACGUUCGGAGAAGUCGUCCGCAAGAUCCUGUUUGGAGGUGGCAAGGCUAUCAAUCUGGGAAUCAAUGGAACCGCGGACGCGGACAUCAACACCAGUCUCGGGGAGUUCAUCGUGCGCAAGCUUCCCGCGUCCGGGAAUAUCACCCUCGACGGGCUGCCGGAUUUCACGGCGCUCCCGUUUCCGACGCUGAAUGAUAUCGUCAUCGAAAGUACAACUGAGGACUCGAUGAACCUGAAGAUCAGCGUGUCUGCGGAAAACCCCAUGCCGUGGGAGGCGUUCAUUCCGUACUCCAAUAUCGUCAUGAGCCACGAUGGAUUCAUCAUCGGAAACGGAACUAUUAAGAAUAUGCACGUUGUUCCGGGGAAGAAUAGCAUCGUGGUCAGUGCGUCUUGGGAUCCGAAGAGGUACGGUGGUGAGAGGGGAGUUAAGGCUGGUGAGGAGUUGCUGGGGAAUUACAUCUCAGGCCACAACGCAACUCUCACCUUAAGCACCCACGAGGGCUCCUUCCCGCACCUCCCCGAGCUCGGCAAAGCCCUCUCCUCCCUCAAAAUCACCAUUCCAAUGCCGCGCAUCGGCCAGAGCGACCCCUCUGAGCCGUCGAAGCACUUCAUAGAAUCCGCCACUAUGCACAUCUUCUCCUCCACCGCCGACUUUUACAUCCGCAAUCCGCUUCCGUACAACGGGAUCGUAAUGCAUGUGUUAAACGGCUCGGCUUUGUACAAUGGCAGCACGCUCGGCACUAUCGAUUAUAGAAACAGGUUUUUGAUCAAUCCUGGUAAUAGGGGCGGGACGAUGUCGCCGAGGCUGCCUGUCGAAUGGAGUCUGGACAGUGUGGGCUAUGAGGCGAUGAAGAAGGCGCUCGGGGGUCAGCUCAAGAUUCAUGCGCAGGCUAUGACAAAGAUCAGUAUUGGCAAUAUGGUCAUGGAGGUGUUUUACAACGCCAGUGACCCGGUCGAAGCGCAUAUACGGUUAUAG